CAAUCGCCGACUGCCCGGGCGCCCGGCAGCGCAUCCGAACGAACGACAUCGCACCGCGAUCGUGUUUACGAACGUUACCCACCAAAUUCAAAUUUUUACACAACGUGCAGUGCUUUGGAUUUGGAUUCAUGUACCCGUUACCUUAGUUGGAGUCGCUGAAGUUGCAUACGAUAAUACGAUCACCACACCAAAAUGUCUGCGAACGGAUACGGACCCGCGCCCGCUGGACAUGUCCGCCGAAUCCCGAACUACGGCAGAACUCAGGUCAACCCAAUGGGAGGAGUGGAGCCACCAGCAUGUAUUCAAAACGCCAUGAUGACAAAGGAUAAGAAGCCUUUCACAUAUACUCCAGGUGGACUGGAUUUGUCACAAAUAAAAACACCUAGCAUGGCCAGGAGAAUGGCACGACAACGUUCCCAGGAAGAACAUGAACAAGCCUAUGCUCAGCAACAACCCAACAAUAAUUAUCACUCUCAUGGACCUGGAGGCCCCGUACCGCCUCCUCCACCACCAAUGAAAAUACCAGCUCCACCACCACCACCACCUCUUGUUAUACAGGCACCUGAUAGUAAAUCUCCAAAAACGGUCCAAGGAGAGAGACCCGAAAUCGUUAUUCCCGAUAACCCUAUAGGCAUGCUAAGAAAAACAAACAGUCCAUAUCAUUGGGAAGCAGAAAAGGCAGAAUUGCAACGCAUGGGCCAUGUUCCCAAAUUCACAGAAAGGGCACCGGGACCCUUAACAGUUCAACUACCGGCACAAAAUUCUCCACAGAACUAUUCUCCGCAGAACAAUAUUCAAAGGCAGAACUAUCCUUAUGGAAAUCAGAACCAGUCUCCAGACAGUCCAAUUCAUAGGCCAGAAGCACAAUAUGCUCAUCAAAAAACUGCGUCACCAAACACUAAUGGGCCCCCGCAUACAAGGGAAUUGUUAGUUAGACAAGAUUCCCAAUUUAAUAAGAGUCCUCAACCUUUUGCUAAUCAAUCGCCAAGCACUGGUUCGCCUUAUUCACCUUCUGCCAAUAAUCACUGGAAGCAACCAGAUAAAAGAGACUCUCCAGUAUAUAGUACCAAUAGUCCGCAGUCACCGCAAACAAACCGUGGGCCAUUUUCACCAGCUGUCAAACAAAAUGUACCAAGCUAUAAUCAGCCAGCACCAGCAACACCUAACAACACAGUAUUUCAUACCCUUCCUAGGGCUGGUCCAAGAAAUCAAGAAAACUUUCAAAACAAUUACAACAGCAGUACACCUAAUAACGUUAAAGAAUCUCAGCAGAGUCCAAAUACUGAAGCAUCUACGGCACCCUGGCGAACAAGCACCUUAAACAGACAUCCACGUGAAAAUCAACAGAUGACUUACCAUAAUACAAACGCAAAUCAACAACAGCCCCAGCGACCAGCCCAAGAAGCAAAUAAUAAUCAGACUGAAAAUAACUAUUCUCCACCUUGGAAACAAGAGAACAAGAGUAUUCCUAGCCAAGUUGGCAACCAACAGCAAUACACUCCACCGUGGCGGCAACCGGAGAGUACAGGAAGGUCAGUCGCACCUACAACACCUCCAGAAACCCGAUACCAGUCGUCUAUAUCAAUACCUGUAUCUCCAAAGAAACAAACAACUCAACCUAACUAUAACAAUAGCCCGCCACAGAAAGAAGCAGUUUACGUUAGCCAAGAACCUGUUUAUUAUUGUCCUGAUAGUCCUAAGACAAUACCACCAUGGGUAAAAACACAAAAGGAAAAAACGAAAACACCACCACCGGUUUGGUGUCAAAGACCAUUGGAAGGUAAAGAAAGUGCACAAAGAGAUUUAUAUACUCCACCUAGAGAAACAACAAAUCAAGAGCCAGAGUGGAUACGGAAAAGUAAUGAAAUGCAACGAGGUAAUCGUGAAUAUAUAAGUCCACCUAAGUACCAGCAACAAGCACAACCAAACUGGUCAACGCUUCCAUCAGAAAACAGAAGAAGUGUUCCUCGAGACGGUAAUCAAGGAAGGAUAAUUCCAAUUCAAAUGGAAGUGUCUAGCACAGACACAAGAAAUCAAGGAGGUAACCAGCCACAAUUAAGGAUUGUGAUUGACAUGAAGCAAAAUCCUAAUACCCAAAAUGGUAAUACCCAAGCGCCCUAUUCUCAACCAACUCAGCGCAUCAUGAGAGUUUUAUCUCCUCAACUCGUUAGAAUAGAUGACAAUCAAAAUCAGCCAGACUUGCCGACGUUAAACACCCGUUACCAAAAUAUUCAAGACAGUCAACCAAAGACGCGAAUAAUUCCAAUACAAAUCGAAGGGUCUGGCAAUGAAGGUGCAAACAAAAGAGUAAUAUACCACAAAAUCUCACAAGAAGGUGUGCCAAGGCAGUCAAAGGCUUUCAAAGUGCUGCAAGUUAUCACCGGAACGCAGGAGAUGAAGUAAUUUGCCAUUUGGGAAAAAAUAUUAAUAACAUAGGUAUAAAAUAAAUAUUUAUCUUCCUCAAACAACUUAAAUUGAACGAAAUUGAUAUAUAUAAUAAUAUGUAUCCUGUAUUUAGUUUAACAUUUAUCAGAUACUUUUUAGUGUACAUAAAUUAUGAUAUUAAUUAAGGUUUAUUGGAAUUAAGUAUGUGUUUUUUAAAUCCGGUUUAACGUGACCGAGAGGAAUCAACGUAUACGAACACAAUGAUAUAAUGUCGUAAACACGAUAGGAGAAAAUAUUUUUAAGGAUCUGUUUUUAAAAUAAUUAUAUUUUACAGUGUCGCGGGAAUUUACGAGCUAAAUGCAAUAGAUAGGCAUAAUUACUUUUUACUGUUAAUCAUAAUAUAAAUAUUUAAUAUUACAUUAGUUAGUUAAUUUUGAAUAACAAAUCUUUAAUGGCUAUAAUAAUUUAAGAUUUGCUUUACAUAUUGUGAUUAUACUUAUGCUCAUUGCAAAAAGGAAUACGGCUAAUUACCAAAGAUUAAUUAAGAUUCUAUAUAAAUUAUUAUUUGUUUACGUAGAUUUUAUUUUUUAG
Messenger RNA from Pararge aegeria (speckled wood butterfly), 2976 nucleotides. Its product is annotated as extensin-like. The record is from RefSeq and is a predicted model, not a curated record. NCBI's taxonomy places the organism in Eukaryota, Metazoa, Arthropoda, Insecta, Lepidoptera, Nymphalidae. Bases 193 to 2403 code for a protein of 736 amino acids. The transcript is spliced from 5 exons.